Linum trigynum is the source of this 222-nucleotide messenger RNA. NCBI's taxonomy places the organism in Eukaryota, Viridiplantae, Streptophyta, Magnoliopsida, Malpighiales, Linaceae. The record is from the annotation of a GenBank genome assembly.
AUGCCAAACACUUCUCCAGCGUUAAAUGACACCGCCUCAAAGGCGCUUAUCGAACCUAACUCGGUGGCGAUGAUGAUCGAUCCCAAGAUAACGACACAACAACCCCCACCACCAAUGACGACACAAACAAAAGUUCUCCUAUGCCAAAGCGGUGGCGGGAUGGAACCCCACUCCGCCGGUGACCAAUGGAGGGAGCCAGUGGACACUGGUGGGGGAUACUGA